AUGUCUCUCUCGACAAAUUUUCGAAUUAUUAUUGCUGGAGGCGGUGUCGCCGGCCUUACACUUGCUAACGCACUAGAGCGAGCUGGGAUAAACUACGUACUGUUGGAGCGUCGAGAUACAAUUGCUCCGCAGGUCGGCGCCUCCAUUGGCAUCGGGCCAAAUGGUUGUCGCAUCCUAGAUCAACUCGGAAUACUGGGUGAACUACUCAAGAAGACUGACCCAAUACUAUGGAUGGCGGAUCGUGACAAUCAGGGUCGAUUGAUUUGCCCUCGAUCUGACGUGUGUAAGCUCGGAUGGGCAAGAACCGGAUAUGACCUUUCAUGGGGAGAUCGUCAAAUACUGCUGCAAAUCCUUUUCGACAAUGUCCAAGACAAAAGCAAAAUCUUGCUAAACAAGAAUGUUAUCAAAAUUGAACACCGGAAACACGGAAUAAGUGCGGACGGCGUCGCAAGCAGGGUCCGACAGGAGUUGUGGAAGCUGGCUGAACCUAGGCAGCCAGAGCUCUAUGGUGGCGAACUAACACAAGGAGGCAUGCUUGCCGAGUAUCGUUGCCUAUUUGGCAUUGCGUCUUCCGUUCAACUCUUGGAGACAGGAGACUUGGAUAUUGGGUAUGAUACGGAUAGAAGUAUUCUCAUGAUUACAGUCAAGAACGGAAGAGUCUAUUACUUCCUCUUUGAGAGAUUGAAAGCACUCUAUCGACUCGGCAACAUCCCACAUUAUAGCACGGCCGAGGCAGUAGCAUUCGCUACAAAGCACGGUGACAUGUGCAUCCGGCCCGGAUUCAAGUUCUCCGACCUCUGGAAUAAGACAAUUUCAUUCCGACUUGUUGCUUUGGAAGAAGCUGCGUUCAAAAUUUGGACGUGUCGACGAAUCGUAUGCCUAGGGGAUAGCAUCCACAAGAUGACUCCGAACAUUGGGGCCGGAGGCAAUGCGGCCAUCGAGAGUGCAGCGGCGUUGGCUAAUUCAAUCAAAGGCAUGGUGGACAGACAUGGCUGCGAACGGCCUUCUGAGAGCGACAUUGAAGAAUGUCUUCGUGGAUAUCAGAAAUGUCGAGAGGAGAGGGCGGCAGCUGUGGUUGACACGUCUGGUAAACUUACACGCCUGCAAGCUCUACGAGGGCCCUUUGACCGCGUCUUCUUUCGGUACCUAUUGCCUAAUUCGGGCGAUUUCCUACAGGAUAUGGCUAGCGACAUGGUCAUAGGCGCCUCUAUGCUUGAGUAUCUACCCCCGCCAAAAGCAUCCCUGAGUGGAACCAUGCCCUUCAACCCAUUGCAGGGUGAGGGUAAGAAAGAGAACAAACUGAAGAGAGCACUCACAAUGCUACCAAUUCUUGGUCUCUUCUAUCUCGCCAUGUGUAUUUUGAACUUGGAUCCGUUACUCCCUUGGCUAUCUGGGGUCGUUGAGACCGGCAAAAUGUCUUUCGAGAACAACCACAUCCUCGUACAGAAGACUUUCUAUCGCAUCAACUGGUUAGACAAGUUUUGGGCGUCAAUUAACGUGGCCUUCAUACCAGCGCUAUACGGUCAUGAUGCAGAAUCCAGAAAGCAGCUCAUCUCUUUCCUGACUGAUUAUGGAGUUAUUAUCGGUAUUUGGACUAUAGAGUCUACUCGUCGGGCUAAUGCUUUGACCUUUUCUCAGAUCCCGUCUCUGUUUUUGACACUCGGUCAGCUCUAUGGCAUUGGUGUCAUAAGCCCUCUGUAUUAUUUUUUUCAUUAUGUCAACUCGCCUAUUGAAACCUUCAAGGCCACCGACAUGAGACUGACCCGGAUGAAUUACACUCUCGGAAUUCUGCCGGCGAUAAUUUUCACCUACUACAUCCCGUGCUACGCCAUGAUAUUCUGGCCGUCGCCGCUUUUCCGCCAGUCGUGGUUGUUCGUUUGGCAAAUGUUCCCCAUUUGGAUUUCCACCAUGACUUCCAUUUUCUCCUCCAUAUUUCCCGACACAAUGAUGCACGAUAGAGUCAACGCACCAAAGCGUGAUUUGCCGGUGGUUCGCUACACCCUCGGCACGUUAGUUGGGAUGUCCGCAAGCUUCUGGAUCUGGGCCUGGUUCAUUAAUCCUUCGGGUAUAGCUGCGAUUUUCUUGCCGCGCGCUUUACCAGCUACUACGUCCGAACUGUCUGGUUUCAUGCACGAGUUCUUCAAAUUUGACCAGAUCUUCCUCUUCACUGCCACGUUCCUCUGGUUGGGCUAUCUCUUCUGGGACAUAAAGCAUGCCGAUAUGGUCCAAUCCAGCUGGCUUACAAUCAUCACUUAUGCUGUCAGCAUGGUCGUCCUUUUCGGACCCGGGGCUGCUGCUGGAUUGGGAUGGCUUUGGAGGGAAGACAUAAUAACGAACAAGAGGCACAAGGCAGCCAUUGUCGAGGCAACCCAUGCCAAGGUGGAAUGA
Molecule: messenger RNA, 2388 nt
Organism: Ilyonectria robusta
Lineage: Eukaryota; Fungi; Ascomycota; Sordariomycetes; Hypocreales; Nectriaceae
Exons: 9
Coding region: 1-2388 (795 amino acids)
Molecular function (GO): FAD binding
Source: RefSeq, a predicted model, not a curated record